Podospora pseudopauciseta is the source of this 129-nucleotide messenger RNA. RefSeq lists its product as uncharacterized. Bases 1 to 129 code for a protein of 42 amino acids. The transcript has a single exon. Lineage: Eukaryota; Fungi; Ascomycota; Sordariomycetes; Sordariales; Podosporaceae. The record is from RefSeq and is a predicted model, not a curated record.
AUGAGGGUUCCUGAGCAUCAUUCCAGGGUGUUGCUCAUCAGUCUCCGAUCGGCCGAAUUUGCUGGCUUUGUCUACAGGUUGGUUCCCCUGUUGCAGAGGCAGCAUGGUGGAGUGAGAUUCGAGACCUAG